Prionailurus viverrinus (fishing cat) is the source of this 1215-nucleotide messenger RNA. Its product is annotated as keratin-associated protein 10-8-like. Lineage: Eukaryota; Metazoa; Chordata; Mammalia; Carnivora; Felidae. Bases 1 to 1215 code for a protein of 404 amino acids. Gene Ontology annotation, cellular component: keratin filament. The transcript is spliced from 2 exons. The record is from RefSeq and is a predicted model, not a curated record.
AUGGCUGACCCCUGCUGCUCUACGACUUGUGUUAUUGCCGCGUCCACCCUGUCUGUCUGCUCCAGCGACCUGAGCCGUGGCAGCCUCGUCUGCUCACCCAGUGCUUGCACUGGAUCCUCCUGGCAGGUGGACAGUUGCCAAGAGAGCUGCUGUGAGCCCCCGUGCUGUGCCCCAGCCCCCUGCCUGACCCUCCUGUGCGGCCCCUCCUCCCCCUGCCAGGGAGACUGCUGCACCCCUGCGUGCUGCAAGCCCGUCUGCUGCACCCCUGUGUGCUGCGAGGACUCCCCUUGCUCAGCCCCCUCCUGCUGCCAGCCCAGCCCCUGCUGCAGACCCUCCUCCUGCGUGUCCCUGCUCUGCCGCCCCGUGUGCAGGCCCGCCUGCUGCACCCCUGUCUGCUGCAAGCCCACCUGCUGCACCCCUGUGUGCUGCAAGCCCGUCUGCUACACCCCUGUCUGUUGCAAGCCCGUGUGCUGCACCCCUGUCUGUUGCGAGGACUCCCCCUGCUCACCCCCCUCCUGCUGCCAGCCCAGCCCCUGCUGCAGACCCUCUUCCUGCGUGUCCCUGCUCUGCCGCCCUGUGUGCAGGCCCGCCUGCUGCACCCCUGUGUGCUGCAAGCCUGUCUGCUGCACCCCUGUGUGCUGCGAGGACUCCCCCUGCACAACCUCUUCAUGCUGCCAGCCCGUCUGCUGCACCUCCUCCCCCUGCCAGGAAGACUGCUGCACCCCCGUGCACUGCAAGCCCGUGUGCUGCACCCCUGUCUGCUGCAAGCCCGUCUGCUGCACCCCUCCCAGCCCCUGCUGCAGACCCUCCUCCUGCGUGUCCCUGCUCUGCCGCCCCGUGUGCAGGCCCGCCUGCUGCACCCCUGUCUGCUGCAAGCCCACCUGCUGCACCCCUGUGUGCUGCAAGCCCGUCUGCUACACCCCUGUCUGUUGCAAGCCCGUGUGCUGCACCCCUGUCUGUUGCGAGGACUCCCCCUGCUCACCCCCCUCCUGCUGCCAGCCCAGCCCCUGCUGCAGACCCUCCUCUUGCGUGUCCCUGCUCUGCCGCCCCAUGUGCAGGCCUGCCUGCUGCGCCCCUGCCUCCUCCUGCUGCACCCCUGCCUCCCCCUGCCGGCCCAGCUGCUGCUGUCCGGCCUCCUGCGUGUCCCUGCUCUGCCGCCCCGCGUGCCCCCAUCCUGCCUGCUGCGGCCCCGCCUCAGGCCAGUCCUGCUGCUGA